UUGAAGACACUAUAUUACUGUCAUAUUUUAAACUUUUCCUUCUUCCACUCUCUCUCUCUCUCUCUAGAUCUCUCUCUCUUCUCAUUGAGCCACUCCAUGUCCCCCCACCUAUCCCACUCUUGCUCCAACUAGUGCGAGAAAAGGUCCCCAGUUCUCAACACAUAAUAAUGCUGCAUAUUAAUAUAUAAUUAACUAAUUUCCUCAUCUCACAUGCAUGCACCUUCCUCUCUUACUUUCAACUCCCCGGCCCUCCUCUAAAAGAAGAAGAGCAAUGGGUAGUAGUACUCCUCAACUUCUAAUCCUUGUCGUUUUCACCAUAUUCCUCUCCUCCACUCCCUCCCACAAUGCGGCCCACGGCUACUCUUACUCCAACCGCACCACCGCCGGCGAAUGCGGAUGCGCGGACCCUCCGGCCCCUCCGCCGCCUCCGCCGCAGCCCUCCGACUUCCUCAACAUGAGGCAGUACCAGGCCUACCUGGUGAUCCAAGCCUUCAAGGCCACCAUCACCUGCGACCCGAACAACGUCACCGCCAGCUGGGUCGGCUCUCGGCCCUGCAACUACACCGGCUUCUUCUGCGCUGCCCCUCCGGACGCCACCGACAUGCCGACCGUCGCCUCCAUCGACUUCAACGGCUUCCGCCUCUGCGCCCCCUCCCUCGUGGGCUUCCUCGACCGCCUCCCCGACCUCGCGCUCUUCCACGCCAACUCCAACAACUUCUCCGGCCCCGUCCCCGACCUCACCCGGCUCCCCUUCCUCUACGAGCUCGACCUCAGCAACAACAACCACUCCGGCGCCUUCCCCGCCGCCGUCAUCCCCCUCAGCAACCAGCUCGUCUUCCUCGACCUCCGCUUCAACGCCUUCUCGGGGGCGGUCCCCGGCUCCGUCUUCCUCCUCGACCUCGACGUGCUCUUCCUCAACAACAACAGGUUCGGACAGCGCCUCCCCGCGGAGCUCUGGAGCUCCCCGGCCGCCUACCUCACCCUCGCCAACAACGGCUUCACGGGGCCGAUACCGUCGUCCAUCGGCAACGCCUCUUCGGUGCUGCUCGAGGUGCUCCUCCUCAACAACCGGCUCACCGGCUGCCUGCCCUACGAGAUCGGGCUCCUCGGGAACGUCACCGUCUUCGACGCGGGCGGCAACCUGCUGACCGGCCCGAUACCGCUCUCCUUCGGCUGCCUGGCGAGGCUCGAGCAGCUGAACCUGGCGGGCAACCUGCUGUACGGGCCAGUGCCGGACGCCGUCUGCUGGCUGGCGAGGGUCGGCAGCCUGGCCAACCUGUCGCUGUCUGAAAACUUCUUCACGUCGAUCGGCCACAGCUGCUGGCGGCUGCUCAAGAGCGGAGUGCUCGACGUCCGCCGGAACUGUAUUCCGGGGUUCCCGGACCAGCGGCCGGUGGCCGAGUGCCUGCACUUCUUCUUGUUCCCCAAGUUCUGCCCCUUCCUUCCUUUCGUUCCGUGCGUGAAUUUUCCCGAUUGGCCAUUCAAGCGUCAAGCAGCAGCAGUGGCGAACGGAGAGGCGGCGCCGCCGCCGCCAAAGAACAAGUAUGUGGGCUACAGUGCACUUCGUAACAAGCCUGGGUAUUAAUGGUGGAACAAGAAGAAGAAGAAGAAGUCUUAUUUUUUAAUAUAUAUAUAUAUAUAUAUAUAUAUAUAUAUAUAUAGUUUGAUUAUAAUGAUUGUAAAAGCACAAAACAUUUGGUGCUUGUAAAGAAAUAUGCCGCUAAAAGGACUAUUUAAUGCUAAUUUUAAAUUGCUAGUGGCGCAUGAAUAUAAUGCCGCUAAUACAAAUACUUUUAGCAACAUUUCUUAAAUGCUAAUUUUAACAUGUUUAUUAGUGGCAUGAAUAAAAUGCCGCUAAUACAACACUUUUAGCAGCAUUUCUUGGUA
Molecule: messenger RNA, 1887 nt
Organism: Ananas comosus (pineapple)
Lineage: Eukaryota; Viridiplantae; Streptophyta; Magnoliopsida; Poales; Bromeliaceae
Exons: 1
Coding region: 215-1585 (456 amino acids)
Molecular function (GO): protein binding
Source: RefSeq, a predicted model, not a curated record